CUCCGUAUCUUGCCAUUGCUGCGCGCGCUGAUGUCGUCACCGCCAGCUCCCGGGGCCGUAGGACCGACAAACUCAUCCGUUGCCCUCUCCAGCCUCACACUGAGGAGAAACUUCUUUCGGGAGGCAGCCCGCGCCAUGAGCAGCACGGCCAUGGUCCCCAGCGCGCCGGGCCCGGGCCCGGGCCCCAGCGGCGGACCAGGCGGAGGCACCGAGGUGAUCCAGGUGACCAACGUGUCCCCGAGCGCUAGCUCUGAGCAGAUGCGGACGCUCUUCGGUUUCCUGGGCAAGAUCGACGAGCUGCGCCUCUUCCCGCCGGAUGACUCGCCUUUGCCAGUCUCCUCUCGUGUCUGCUUUGUUAAGUUCCAUGAUCCAGACUCAGCAGUUGUGGCACAGCAUCUGACAAACACUGUGUUCGUUGACAGAGCUUUGAUAGUCGUUCCAUAUGCUGAAGGAGUUAUUCCUGAUGAGACUAAGGCUUUGUCUCUGUUGGCACCAGCUAAUGCAGUGGCAGGUCUUCUGCCUGGUGGUGGACUCCUGCCUACCCCCAACCCACUUACCCAGAUUGGCGCUGUUCCCCUGGCUGCAUUGGGAGCUCCAGCUCUUGAUCCUGCCCUUGCUGCUCUUGGGCUUCCAGGAACAAACUUGAACUCUCAGUCUCUUGCUACAGACCAGCUGUUGAAGCUUAUGAGUACCGUUGAUCCCAAAUUGAAUCAUGUAGCUGCUGGUCUUGUUUCACCAAGUCUGAAGUCAGACACCUCUAGUAAAGAAAUAGAGGAAGCCAUGAAGAGGGUGCGUGAGGCCCAAUCCCUGAUUUCUGCCGCUAUUGAGCCAGACAAGAAGGAGGAAAAGAGAAGACACUCGAGAUCAAGGUCGCGCUCGAGGAGGAGGAGGACCCCCUCAUCCUCCAGGCACAGGCGGUCACGAAGCCGGUCAAGGAGGCGGUCACACUCCAAGUCUAGAAGUAGAAGGAGAUCCAAAAGUCCAAGACGGAGACGAUCUCAUUCCAGAGAGAGGGGUAGAAGGUCAAGGAGCACGUCCAAAGCCAGAGACAAAAAGAAAGAAGAUAAAGAAAAGAAACGUUCCAAAACUCCACCAAAAAGCUACAGUACAGCCAGACGCUCUCGAAGUGCAAGCAGUUUGCACAUUUGUGAUUCUAGGGAGAGACGACGGCGGCGAAGCAGGAGUGGUACAAGGUCUCCUAAAAAGCCCAGGUCUCCUAAAAGAAAGCUGUCUCGCUCACCAUCUCCACGGAGACAUAAAAAAGAGAAGAAAAAAGAUAAGGACAAAGAAAGAAGUAGGGAUGAAAGGGAACGAUCAACAAGUAAAAAGAAGAGGAGCAAAGACAAGGAGAAGGAGCGCGAAAGGAAGUCUGAGAGCGACAAAGACGUCAAACAGGUGACACGGGAUUAUGAUGAAGAAGAGCAGGGCUAUGACAGCGAGAAGGAGAAGAAGGAGGAGAAGAGACCAACAGAAGCAAUGUCCCCUAAAACAAAGGAGUGCUCUGUGGAGAAGGGGAUAGGUGACCUGCGAGAGUCCAAAGUAAAUGGGGAUGAUCACCACGAAGAAGACAUGGAUAUGAGUGACUGAGCCCCUGAAGCUAGCUACAGAUGGGCCUCGGUAUCAUUCCUCAUGAUACCUAAUGCUGUGUGUGUUCAUCUCACCAAGGUGUAUACAGCUGCACAUUACCAAUGGCUGCAGAACACCCGAUUGUGAACUCUAGUUCUUUACAGCAAAAGCUUUUAGAAAGUGGUACCUGGGUGACCAGCACUGCCAUGGUGAUAUCCAUUUGCGUGACCAAGCAGCUGUGCAACUGCUGCUUCUAACACAAAUGAACAGCUGCAUGCAUCUCCAGCAGGCAUGGAUUGUCUCUGUCGUAUGAUCCUCAGUGCGUUCACUUAGAGUAUUUCUAGAGUUUGAGUCCUUGCCGUGAUAGAGCCAUGUAGGGAAUGCACUGAUUGCAUGUUACCCCAAAUGUCAUGAAACCCUCCAACACGGUGACCUACUUAAUGGUCUUACUUGUUGACAUGACAAAUUAACAUUCUUAGAGUUACAUCUGGAAACAAGCAUUUGUGAUAGAUAAGCCUUUUGAGCCUUGUGGCUAAAUUUUUGUGGCUUUGUUUAACUUUCAAAGGUUAUAUAUGCACUAACCUUUUUUGAUGGCUAAGUAGGCUUUAAAUUACAGGAAAAAAAUUUUCAAAUAAAACUGGCUGUAAAAUAUGAUGUUUUGAAUUAGAGUUGUUCACUUUUUCAUAGCUACUUAUGUUUUUUUCCAAUAAUUUAUUUCACAUCUCUACCAGUGAACGCAACCUGCUUAUCCAGUCCAUCACUAGAAGAAAAUGACCUCGUCCUGAUUUUCAGUUUUCAACUUUUGUUUUAAAGCUCACUGUUGAACAAGAGGAGGUGGUGGUGCAUUUUAAAUUGACCUUCAUGUGCUUUUAAAAUACGACAAAUCUUGAUAAUGUACUUUUAUUUGAUCUCAAGUUGUACAAAACCAAUAAAUUUGUGUUACUUUGAUUGCAGUGGUAUCUUAUGCACAGUGAUUCCAUGUUAUAUGCAGACUAGGUAGAUAACUGUUUUCUUAGUUACAGGAGUUAGAAGCUUCACUUUUGUGCAGUAAAAAACAAAAGUAGGCUACCAUCUGUGCCAUGUUGAUGUACAGUUUCUGAAAUUGUUUUACAGGACUUUGAUAAUAAAACCCUGAAACUCACAAGUCA
Peromyscus californicus insignis is the source of this 2714-nucleotide messenger RNA. RefSeq names its product serine and arginine rich splicing factor 11 (gene Srsf11). Gene Ontology annotation, biological process: RNA splicing. Gene Ontology annotation, molecular function: RNA binding. The transcript has 13 exons. NCBI's taxonomy places the organism in Eukaryota, Metazoa, Chordata, Mammalia, Rodentia, Cricetidae. Gene Ontology annotation, cellular component: nucleoplasm. The coding region runs from base 31 to 1587 and encodes 518 amino acids. The record is from RefSeq and is a predicted model, not a curated record.